AUGGACACAGAUGGACACAGCCAGUUCCUGGGACAGGACUGGAGGUGUGCAGGGGUGCUGGUGGAGUACAGCAUUGAAAGACCACUCUCCAUCAUCUCUACAAGAGUAGAAGUACUUUAUGACAGGAGAAAGGCAAAAAUCAUGGCCAACUUCAAAGAGGGCAAGAAGGAGGUUUGGAAAGCUAAAGGUGCAAAGCUGAGUGAGUACCUGUUAGAGAAGUCACGGGUAGUGCAACAAGAUACUGGGGAGAGGAAUUUCCAUAUCCUCUACUACAUGUUUGCUGGACUCUCUUCAGAGGAGAAAGAGAUGUAUGGGCUAUUCGAUCCUUCACUCUACAGGUACUUCAAAGGCAGACCCUACUGGGAGGAUGUAGCUCAGCGCUGGAAGCACAAAUACCAAGAGGUGUGCAAUGCUCUUGACAUGGUGGGCUUCCAAGAACAGGAGCAAGUGGACACGCAGGCAAUCUUGGCUGGUGUGUUGUCUCUGGGCAACGUGACCUUUGAGCCUCAGGAGAGGAACAGGUCUGUAAAAGUGAGUGAAGCCUCCCGGGGAUGGCUGAAGGCUGCAGCGGGUCAGUUUGGAGUCCAAGAAGACGAACUGUUAAAAUGCCUCACUUGUACAAUGUCGGUGACCCGUGGUGAGCAGAUUCAGCGUUUUCACGCCCAGCAGCAGGCAGAAGAUGCUCAGGACUCCAUUGCAAAGGUGGCAUAUGGCCGAGUAUUUGGCUGGAUCGUUUGCAAGAUCAAUGAGCUGCUGGCUGAGAAUGUGGAUCCUGAGGUGGAGCUGAGGGAGAUAGGUAUCUUGGAUAUUUUUGGGUUUGAAAACUUUGCAGUGAAUCGUUUUGAACAGCUUUGCAUAAAUUUGGCCAAUGAGCAGCUGCAGCAGUUCUUCAACCAUCACAUUUUCCAACUGGAGCAGGCUGCCUAUAGGGAAGAAGGGCUGCCUUGGGAGACUAUCACAUUCAACAAUAAUGAACCUAUUCUGAAUCUGCUCCUGGCCAAGCCACUUGGGCUGCUGUCUCUUCUGGAUGAACAGAGUGCAUUCCCUCAGCAUUCCCUGAUGGUGCUCAUGGAGAGGAUGUAUUCUGCCAACCCCCACUUUGUGUGCUGUAUAAAGCCCAACAGCCAGAAGGAGCCAAGUGUGGUGAACAGCCAGGUGGUGCUGCAGCAGGAGAAAGAGUAG
Messenger RNA from Gymnogyps californianus (California condor), 1182 nucleotides. RefSeq names its product unconventional myosin-VIIa-like. Gene Ontology annotation, molecular function: cytoskeletal motor activity; ATP binding. NCBI's taxonomy places the organism in Eukaryota, Metazoa, Chordata, Aves, Accipitriformes, Cathartidae. The record is from RefSeq and is a predicted model, not a curated record. Gene Ontology annotation, cellular component: myosin complex.